AUGUUACUCAAUAUUGUGGCGUAUCAUUCAUCAUUAUCAUCAUCAUCAUCAUCAUCAUCAUCAUCAUCAUCAUCAUCAUCAUCAUCAUCAUCAUCAUCAUCAUCAUCAUCAUCAUCAUCAUCAUCAUCAUCAUCAUCAUCAUCAUCAUCAUCAUCAUCAUCAUCAUCAUCAUCAUCAUCAUCAUCAUCAUCAUCAUCAUCAUCAUCAUCAUCAUCAUCAUCAUCAUCAUCAUCAUCAUCAUCAUCAUCAUCAUCAUCAUCAUCAUCAUCAUCAUCAUCAUCAUCAUCAUCAUCAUCAUCAUCAUCAUCAUCAUCAUCAUCAUCAUCAUCAUCAUCAUCAUCAUCAUCAUCAUCAUCAUCAUCAUCAUCAUCAUCAUCAUCAUCAUCAUCAUCAUCAUCAUCAUCAUCAUCAUCAUCAUCAUCAUCAUCAUCAUCAUCAUCAUCAUCAUCAUCAUCAUCAUCAUCAUCAUCAUCAUCAUCAUCAUCAUCAUCAUCAUCAUCAUCAUCAUCAUCAUCAUCAUCAUCAUCAUCAUCAUCAUCAUCAUCAUCAUCAUCAUCAUCAUCAUCAUCAUCAUCAUCAUCUCAUCAUCAUCAUCAUCAUCAUCAUCAUCAUCAUCAUCAUCAUCAUCAUCAUCAUCAUCAUCAUCAUCAUCAUCAUCAUCAUCAUCAUCAUCAUCAUCAUCAUCAUCAUCAUCAUCAUCAUCAUCAUCAUCAUCAUCAUCAUCAUCAUCAUCAUCAUCAUCAUCAUCAUCAUCAUCAUCAUCAUCAUCAUCAUCAUCAUCAUCAUCAUCAUCAUCAUCAUCAUCAUCAUCAUCAUCAUCAUCAUCAUCAUCAUCAUCAUCAUCAUCAUCAUCAUCAUCAUCAUCAUCAUCAUCAUCAUCAUCAUCAUCAUCAUCAUCAUCAUCAUCAUCAUCAUCAUCAUCAUCAUCAUCAUCAUCAUCAUCAUCAUCAUCAUCAUCAUCAUCAUCAUCAUCAUCAUCAUCAUCAUCAUCAUCAUCAUCAUCAUCAUCAUCAUCAUCAUCAUCAUCAUCAUCAUCAUCAUCAUCAUCAUCAUCAUCAUCAUCAUCAUCAUCAUCAUCAUCAUCAUCAUCAUCAUCAUCAUCAUCAUCAUCAUCAUCAUCAUCAUCAUCAUCAUCAUCAUCAUCAUCAUCAUCAUCAUCAUCAUCAUCAUCAUCAUCAUCAUCAUCAUCAUCAUCAUCAUCAUCAUCAUCAUCAUCAUCAUCAUCAUCAUCAUCAUCAUCAUCAUCAUCAUCAUCAUCAUCAUCAUCAUCAUCAUCAUCAUCAUCAUCAUCAUCAUCAUCAUCAUCAUCAUCAUCAUCAUCAUCAUCAUCAUCAUCAUCAUCAUCAUCAUCAUCAUCAUCAUCAUCAUCAUCAUCAUCAUCAUCAUCAUCAUCAUCAUCAUCAUCAUCAUCAUCAUCAUCAUCAUCAUCAUCAUCAUCAUCAUCAUCAUCAUCAUCAUCAUCAUCAUCAUCAUCAUCAUCAUCAUCAUCAUCAUCAUCAUCAUCAUCAUCAUCAUCAUCAUCAUCAUCAUCAUCAUCAUCAUCAUCAUCAUCAUCAUCAUCAUCAUCAUCAUCAUCAUCAUCAUCAUCAUCAUCAUCAUCAUCAUCAUCAUCAUCAUCAUCAUCAUCAUCAUCAUCAUCAUCAUCAUCAUCAUCAUCAUCAUCAUCAUCAUCAUCAUCAUCAUCAUCAUCAUCAUCAUCAUCAUCAUCAUCAUCAUCAUCAUCAUCAUCAUCAUCAUCAUCAUCAUCAUCAUCAUCAUCAUCAUCAUCAUCAUCAUCAUCAUCAUCAUCAUCAUCAUCAUCAUCAUCAUCAUCAUCAUCAUCAUCAUCAUCAUCAUCAUCAUCAUCAUCAUCAUCAUCAUCAUCAUCAUCAUCAUCAUCAUCAUCAUCAUCAUCAUCAUCAUCAUCAUCAUCAUCAUCAUCAUCAUCAUCAUCAUCAUCAUCAUCAUCAUCAUCAUCAUCAUCAUCAUCAUCAUCAUCAUCAUCAUCAUCAUCAUCAUCAUCAUCAUCAUCAUCAUCAUCAUCAUCAUCAUCAUCACUAUCAACAUAUAUGUACUAUUAAAUCGUUUUAUGCUGAUUAUAUGUUUACAUUUUUCACCUUUUCCAUACACAUGCACACGCACACACAUACAAACACACAGAACUAUUCAAGUGUACAAUGUUCUAUGAAAAAUAUAUCACACUUUGAACAAUUCUAA
This is a messenger RNA of Schistosoma curassoni, 2196 nucleotides long. Lineage: Eukaryota; Metazoa; Platyhelminthes; Trematoda; Strigeidida; Schistosomatidae. The record is from the annotation of a GenBank genome assembly.